Molecule: messenger RNA, 703 nt
Organism: Triticum dicoccoides
Lineage: Eukaryota; Viridiplantae; Streptophyta; Magnoliopsida; Poales; Poaceae
Product: heat shock factor-binding protein-like
Exons: 5
Coding region: 135-374 (79 amino acids)
Biological process (GO): cellular heat acclimation
Cellular component (GO): nucleus; cytosol
Molecular function (GO): transcription corepressor activity
Source: RefSeq, a predicted model, not a curated record
UACUCGUCUCACUUCCCCAUUCAGGCCCUCCUCUCCCUUUCGUUUCGACCGCGACCUCCUCCGAAUCCACCGGCCGGCGGCGACCUCCUCUUCCUCCGCCCCUUCCCCCGGCGACCCUAACUUCCUCGGCUAAUAUGGAUUCAGAGCCCUCAUCGCAGAACCCAACAGACAUGACUGCAUUUGUGCAAAACCUCCUCGGUCAGAUGCAAACAAGGUUUGAGUCUAUGUCCCAGAACAUCGUGUCAAAGAUAGAUGAAAUGGGAACCAAGAUCGACGAGCUGGAGCAGAGCGUGAACGAUCUCAAAGCUGAGAUGGGCACCACCGACAUACCUGUCAAGAAGCCCGAUGAGGCAAAGCCUGCCGACUCCGCAUAACUCAUGUGUAGGCAAGAGAUUGGGUAGUAAAGAUAUGGUGGCUAUAUGACAGAAGUUUACAGCAUUCAUGUGUAUCUGAUGAUGUAUUCCCAUGGACCAUAGCUCUUGUACUACCGUGUGUGCUACCUAUUGCUGCCGCUGGAGCUUCAGCUCUCCAGAGCCCAGACGCCGUUAUUAGUUGAUAGGUUGUUUCCCUAUGAUCAUUCUCGUACUUGUUGGUUUGCCUGUUCAAAGCUGUUGCUGCAAGAGCCAGACGAUGCCUCAGACAAUUUUUAUGGCAGUGGGCCUAUUGGGUUGUUCCCCUAUGCAAUUUUUGUGUGACACACUGC